UGGCCCCUUGGGGAGGGUGCAGGACCCUGGGGGCGAUGCCCAGCCACCCUCAGGGGGGUGCCACGCCACCCACGGGGGCUGUACCCCGCCUGCCCGCCCCUCUGCCCCCUUGGCCGCUGCGGGUGCCGAGCGGAGGUGCCAGCGCCGAGCCUGCCAAGCUGCUCUGCCUUUCUGCUCCCCGUGGACUUUGUUGGCUCCCGGGCUCUGCCCGGCUUGGCAGGCACACGGGGGCCGUGAGCACGAGGCCAAUGCCCCGGCAGGCAGCAUCCUGCCGGCCUCCCCCUGCCCUGCCGGCGUGCCGAGCGCCGCUCGCGCCAAGCGGGGUCACCCGCGGAGAGCCCCGACCCGCUGGCUCCCGCGCUGGGAGUAACGUGGUCGCCGCUUCCCCGGGCUGGGAUUUACUGUCAAGGAAACCGGGGCGAGUUGUCGAGCUGCGAUUUCGACAUUUGUUGUUGCAAAUUGCUUCAAGAUGUGCUGGAACCGUGGGCUGGCGGCCCCGGGGACUUUUCGGGUUGCUGCGUUUAGGUAGUGAAAGCAGCUGGAGGAAGAGGUGGCCGGUGCGGGGACCUCACGCCGCCCGCGUGUCCCGUGUGCCGUCGGGCUGUGCUGGCAGGCUGAGAGCCGGGGUUUAAAGGCCUGUGAAAUUACUGGCAGCUUUCGCUUUGACUUGUUUGGGACUAGAUCAGCGCCUCUGAUUUCUUUUUUAACUCGCUUGUGGUGCAAGGAGGGCUUUGUCUUCGUGCGUCCCCCCCCCCUACCCCAAGUACUGCUUUUUAUUUUUUUUCCUCCUUUGCUUUUGUAUCUUUAUUGUGUCUGAAAAGAUCCCUUUUGGUUUCGCCGGAGCCUGCGGGGCGGUGGUUGUGCCCGCACCACAUAUCGCCCCGGAGAGGUUUGUGAGGCUUUCGAGGGGCGUCGCUGCCGCUGCCCGGGGGCAAACCUCUCGCCUCCCCCCCCGGCUGCUCGAGGGAGCCCGUCGGGGCUCUUUGCUGAGGCACUGGGGCACGGCGAAGCCGUUUGGACAAAUCCCAGCAAGUGAGACGAAGCGAAAGUGCAAGAGCUGCGCGCCGGCAGGGUUUGUGGUGCUGCCAGCGCCGCUGCGGCUUGGCGAGGAGGAAGGGCCUGAUCCAGCCCUGGGACCACCGCGGCACGGAGGGGGAGAGCCUGCAGCUGCGUCUCCCACGCCUCUGUGGCAGCGAUACAUUUAAUAUCGCGACACGAAGCCCAUCAGGAGGGCAGCCCGCAGGGAGCAGCCACAGCAGUGCGAUGCGUAACGGGUGGGAGCCGCCGUGGACUGCCAGGCACAGCGGUGAUGGGUGCACGGGUCCUGCCCGGUGCUUUCCUGCGGGUCAAGUGAGCCUGGAGCUUGUGUCUGGCCUGAGCUGGGUGGCAGCUGGGGCGUCUCCAUCCCCUCUGUACCUGGGGGGUGAUCGGGGAAGCCAAACCGUCGGAUUUCCCCCAGCUUUAAAGUGCUUCGACACGGGCUGCGCUCGCAGGUGCCUGCAGUGCUGCGCAGCCCGGGCAGGAGCACGGUGUGAGUGUCUCCUGCUAGAAAGUGGGGACAGGAGAGCGAAAUCCGCCCCGCAAAGCUCCCUGCCCCUUGUGGGUUUGUCGCUGCAGUUCAGCAGAAGGGCAGUAGGUCCCGGUGACCCCAUGGGGUGGCACAGCAGUGGGCCCCACACAGGGACAGUGUGGAGCUGCUUGGGGCCGUGAUGUUGCACCGUCAGCCUCUGCCAGACCCCUGGGAAUCCCUACCACCAUGGGGCGAUGCUCCCAGCGGGGUCUGGCGUCCCCGUCCCUUCCCAAGCUGCAUUUCCAGCCCCAGGGGGGAAUUGUCCUCUGGGGCUGUGCUUGCCGCCAGCCCUGCGUGUCCCUGGCAGCAGCAUGGGCUGGGUGCUGGGACAGGCGGGGCACAGCUGCGGGUGCUGCUGUGCAGAGGGGUGCGAGUGCCAGGGCUGGAGCUCUUUUGGCUGCCGUCGAGCUGUCCCAAGAGUCCUCAGCUACGUUAUGGUGACCCUGUGUGUGUGGGUGCCCGUUUCUGGGGUGUGGUUGGGGCCCCGAAGCCCUCGUCUCCUCCCAUGGAGUCUCUUGGGUCGUGCUGCUGGGGCUUUCCGUCCCACGCCGGGGUAAAUGGGCAGUGUUUAACCACUGCUAAAACAGGUGGGAGGGAGCGGAGGCUUGGCUGAACUCGAGCUGAAAGGCAGCAAUAAAACUGCGUGGGGUGGAUGUGAGCGCGGAGCCAGGGCUGCUUCCCGUGGCUGCGCCCGGCCAAAGGACGCGGUGUGUUGUGACCCGGCUCGGAGGAGGCCCCGGGGGGUGCCGUGGAGGUGCUCUCCUCCCUUACCUCCUCCGUCCCCCCUUCCCACACCAGGGGGCUGCAUCCAGGGCCCGUCCCCACCUCUCCCCCUGCCCCAGACCUGCUUCAACCCGGGCUGCAAAGCGUCAGCGUUUCGGUGCCGUCCCCAAACAGCUGCUCCCAGCUGCGCUCUUCGCCCGGGGUCGCAUCCAGCUGCCACCCAGUGACGGGACGCAGGGUGGGACCGAGCCAGAGCCGUGUCGGGGGGACGCCCCGUGCCUCCUGGCCCUUGCAAGCCCAGCACCCUCGGGACCCGCACCCCCCGAGCCCCCCAGCCGGAUGCAGUGGCACAGAAAAGUGCCGUUCAUUGUAAGCCAGCCUUUUUACAGCCGCCCCGCGAGCGGGCUGCGGGGCCGUGCCAAGAAAGGCUGCUGCCUGGCUCAGAAUAGCUCUUUUCAUGGAGGACAUCCUGGGAAGGAACAAUGUCCCCGCUCGCGGCAUUGUGGGAACCGGGUAUUUCGGUGACUCGGGAAGCGGGGAGCUGCGGGGCCGGCCGGGGCGUUACCCAGCCCCUCCAGAAAAUCGCCCCUAGGGCGAAUUUGGAAUAGGCUCCAAAAAGGAGGCUGCCCGGGCUAAAAAUGCAGAGCUUUUCCUCUGGUCUGGGUACGGUUGUUUCGGGGUGAGCCAUGCACAAAUCAAAUUUCCUAUUGACGCUCCUGGCUCGUGUUCCCCUGGCUCAGAUGCCGGCGGCGAGGGGCUGCUUUCAUUUUCGGAUUGCUGCGCUGCCCAGCACGGGGCAAGGCGGCGUGGGCUUUGCUCCGGAAAAACGCUUUUCCUGCAGACACCGAAUUUGCCAAAAUUCUGCCUGCUGCCCCGUGGCCUGGGGCUGGUUCGUGAUGGGGCCGGAUCCUGCAGCUCUGCUGGGAUUGCCUGCUUUUGGUAAGGCCUGCCGGCCUCAAAACUGCCCCGUGGUGCAAUGAAGUAACGUGUACGCACCGAUCCUUUUGCUACCGUAAAGGAAUAAGCAGCCUUGUGCCAGAUCCAGCCCUCCCGCUGCCUCGGGGGCCGGGACCCACCGCGACACUCGCCGGGUUGGGCAAUGGGGUUGGUGGUGGAAGCGUUUUAAUUAAAUCUCCCGGGAGCGCCAGCGGCGGCGCAGCUGCAGGGCCGGAUCCUGGCGCAGGCUCGGGCUUGUCGCCGCAGCCUGCAUCAAAGCGCGCCCGCGGCCGGUCUGCCCCGUCCCGUCCUGUCACGCCUCGCCCCGUCCCAUCCUGCCGUUCCUCGAGAGACGGUGCUGGGCGCUCCUGUCCCUGCGCCCCAAAGCUGCCCAAACAGCGCCGAGCCCUUCCAGCGGCUCCAGGUGGGAGCCUUUGGACACCGCACGCCGGUGCAGUGCCCGGGGAGGGCAGGAUUCCCCAUCCAGUGCAAAGGAAAGCAGUUAGCCGUCGCAGCUUUGGCUCGGUGGUGACCUGGAGGGCACGACUGUAAAAAUGCCACGAUGCCAAAAAAAAAAAAAAACAUCCUUGGAGCUGGGUCGAAGCUGAGCGUCCAUCCUCGUCCGUCCCCGCCGGGUGGGGAUGAAGGUGGUGUCGCGAGCAGGAGGAAGCACCGGGGCUGCUUUUCCCAUCGUGGUCCCGUCUGGAAAACACCCGUCACUGCUGGAAACGGCCUCGGGCUGCUUCCCACCACGUGGCGCGGGCGAAGCCCGGCGUUCCCAGAGCAAACCUCUCCCGAAGCCGGAGCGUGAAAACUUUGGAGACGUUUCCACCUUCCCGGCAGCAUCCCGGCUGCCCGCGGGCGCUGUCCCCAGGGGCUCUGCGCUUCCCUCGGUGCCUGGGCGCCGCGGCCGGCCGAGUGGUGCCGGCGAUCCCCGGGUGCCGGAGGAAGCAGGAGCGCAGGCGGAGGGUGCUGAGUCACGGGCAGGCUGGCGGUGCUGAUAGACGGCCCCACGCAGGGGCCCCGCCGGGGGGCUCGCCUCGGCUCGGCCGCGGGCAGGCGCACGCCCGGCAGCGCCGCCGGCCCCGCGUGGCUCUUCUGAGAAGCCAGGGCUGGCCGGGGGCUGAUAACAUCUCCCCUCGCCUAGAAACUUCUGAGGACGUACUAGGAAGCCCGGCGGGUCGGCAGAGAUAGAGGCUCGCGUUCCCAGCGCAGCGCGGCGUUAUCGCCUCCCCGUCUGCAAACCAGAUCCGCCGCGCUGCUGCUGUCCAAAUCUCCCCGCUCGCUUCCUCCCGGCCCCUUGCGUUUUUAUUUUAUUUUAUUAUUUUUCCUCCCCCCACCCCCCACCCCGCCCCAAGAAAUGCAAUCACUUUUCCUCCCCUUCUAGCAGCUCGGGCGCUGCUGCGUGGCAGGGAGGCCGCCGAGACCGUCCUGCCCCGUCCCGGCAGGAUGCGGGCGGGCUGGAGGAUGUUUCCUGCCUGAGCAGAAUGCACGGCCCCGAUAAAUGCCGCGUGCCAGCUCAAGCGCGGCCGCCUCGCUGGAGCCACGGCAAUGAAUGGGCACGCUCUGCCGGCCGGCACGCCAGCGCAUCCCCGGGGCUGGCAUGAGUUCUGCGAGCUGCACGCCAUCAGCACCGCCAAGGAGCUGGCGCGCCACUACCUGCGCUUCGCCACCGAGCACCCGCACCAUGACCUGCUGGCCGCCGAGAACUUCUCGGUGCACUUCACCGACCUCUUCCAGCAGUACUUCUGCAACGAGGUGAAGGAGGGCUUCGCCAUGAGCCAGCUCCGCAUCCUGCCCGCCGGCCCGGCGCGGGAUUACCGGGAGACGCAGCGGCGGCACACGGACGCCUCCCUGGGCACGGUGGCCACCAAAGCCGAGGCGGAGCUGGCCGCUCGCCCCGAGCAGCCCGGCCGAGCCCCCGAGGCGGCCCCCACGGGGCUGCGCAAGUCGUGGAGCUCGGAGGAGCUGGCGGGGCCGGCGCGGAGACCCUUCUCGCUCAGCCAGCUGCGCCGGAGCUGGCGCAGCCUCUUCCGACGCCGGUCCUCGGAUGCCCUCCCGGCGGAGGCCGACGGGGAGGCGGCGGAGGCCGCUCUCAAGCCGGGACUGAGCAAGCGCAUCCUGCCCUGGGGGCUGUCGCGGGAGCAGCCCCCCGAGGUGCGCAAGGAGGGGUUGCUCAAGUACGGGCUGCUGGACGAGAGCUCGCUGGACAGCGGGACGCGCUGGCAGCGCUGCCGCCUGGUGCUGCGCAGAGCGGGGACGCCCGACAGCGAGGAGUACGUCCUGGAGCUCUUCGACCCACCCAAGGGCUCCAAGCCGAAGCUCCACGCCGCCUGCUCCGCCGUCCAGGAGGUGCGGAGGUGCACGCGCCUCGAGAUGCCCGACAACCUCCACACCUUCGUCCUCAAGGUGACCAAUGCCACCGAUGUGCUGUUCGAGGCGGGGGACGAGCAGCAGCUCAGCUCCUGGACGGCCGAGAUCCGGGAAUGCGCGCACAGGGGGUCGGACGCGGGCGACCCCGAGCUCCUGGCGUGCCGGCACCCCGACCCCGCGGCCACCAGCCCCACCACCAGCACCGACUCCCCCAACCAAGGGGCGACGCCGGGGGGGCCGGUGGAGGCGGCGGGGCCGAAGAUGGAGCAGUUCCUGUCCUCCUGCCCCUGGUUCCACGGGCCCAUCUCCCGCAUGAAGGCGGCUCAGCUGGUGCAGCUGGGGGGGCUGGAGGGCCACGGCGUCUUCCUGGUGCGGCAGAGCGAGACGCGCCGCGGCGAGUACGUGCUCACCUUCAACUUCCAGGGCAGAGCAAAGCAAGGGAGCCGGUGGCAGGGUAACGGGUCCGUGCUCCUCCCCGCAGCACCUGCGGCUGUCGCUGACGGAGCGGGGCCAGUGCCGCGUUCAGCACCUGCGCUUCUCCUCCAUCGUGGAGAUGCUGCACCACUUCCACCGCUUCCCCAUCCCGCUGGAGUGCGGGGCCACCUGCGACGUCCGGCUCUCCAGCUACGUCGUCGUCCUGCCCCAGCCGCCAGCUCCCGGCUCCGGCACCGCAGUCCCCGUCCCGCUGCCCGUCCCCGGCUGGAGCCCCGAAUUCAGCCUGACCCCCGCCGCCGCCGCCACCACCACCUCCUCCUCCUGCCCCCGCGGCCCCGCCGAGCCCCCUCCGGAGCAGAUCUUCCACCUGGUGCCACCGCCGGCGGAGCUGGCGCAGAGCCUGCGGCACAGCGGGGCGGCCGCGGCCCCCGGCGCUCGGCCCCGCGAGUCGGACUACGAGGUGGAAGCCCCGGGCCGGGGCCACGUGCGUGCCAUCGACAACCAGUACACGCCGCUCUGACGGGCCCCGGGGACGCACUUUUGGGUGGAGAAGAAGUCCUGGAGCCCCUCUGGGAGUCCCAGCGAGAAUGUAACUAUUUUCUUCCUUCUGGUUAGGGAUUGUUAUUUUUUUAUUUUGCAAGGAAGGGAGUCAUUUUUCACUCCAGUACGGGUGUGCUCCCUCUCUUCGGCCUGUUAAAGGGCCUUUUUUUUUUUUUUUUUUUUUGGGUAUUAUUAGAGCUUUCUCGUUACUGUUUACACACACCGCUCCUGCCUGCAUUCCCAGCUGCGUGGCCGGCACGGGGGGCACUGCACAGCCGGGCUCCGUCCCCUCCUCUCCUCGGCACCACGGCGCCCAGAGGAGGAACCGGGGUCUCGCGUCGCACCCGCAUCGUUGGAGCAAACAGAAAAAAGAAACAAAAAAAAAGGAAAAAGAGGAUUAUAAAUUCUUUGACACGUUGCUGCUUCGGGCUGCACACAGGCGACGAAGAGCCACUUCCUCCCGCCCCAGGAUGCGCUGCCGCUGCACAAAGCUGCCAGCAAGCCCCGAGCUGCCAGAGCCGAGCUUCGGGUCGUGCAAAGCCGCUAGAGGAGUUUAUUCUUUAUUUUAGAUAAGGCAAAAACUGGCUUUUCUUGCUCCUUUUUUUUUUUAAAAAAAAAAACAAAACAAAACCUAGCACAGUUGCAGUCACUCCCUGCACCAGCCGGGGAACUACUUACCCCGUUAGCUUUGUUAAUUAAGACGUGAACACUAACACCGCUCCACCGUUAAUAACGCAAACAGCCGAGGACUAACGCGGAGGCUGACAGGGGAAAAAAAAAAAAAAAAGAAAUCCCCCCCGGCGACGGAAGCGUUUCCAGCAUAAAUCCCAAGGGAGUUUCCCCACCUUUCCUCCUUUACCUCGCCGGUGCCGGCGGCUGCCCCCCCCCCCGCUCUCGGCUUUUCCCCCAUGCCCCGGGGGAUGCCGCUGUGGCCACCUAUGCAACGGGGCCCCUCGCGGGCUUGGGGGGGGGGGGUCCAGGCUGAGCCCCCCCCAGUCCUGCAGUGGCGGGGGGCCACGCACCCCGAUGUGCCUUACAAGAGGAGGAUGAGGAUGGUUUGGCGAUCCUACAGCUGCAGUGACAAAUACAGCAGGCACUUUACCCUCGCUGCCUUCGUGCGUUUUUCCCUAGGGGCGCUGGGCGAGUGUGAUCCGCCCCCCCUCCCCCCCCCCCCCCCGGGGGUGCUCGCUGCCCCCGUGCCAUUUUACCUGCCGGUGCCUCGGGAGAGGAACCACUUCUUCGAAUCCGCCGCUAUUUUAAGAAUAAGGAAGGGGCCGGAGCCGUUGCGACACUCGUGAGGGGAUGUUGGCAGCGCUCAACUUCCAGAUUUCUCAGCGCCCGGCACUCCCCGGGAUUUCUAACGCAGAGUUGGCCUUGAGAUCACGUUGCAGGAAAGCCCUUUUUUUUUUUUUUUUUUUUUUUUUUUUUUUUUGGUUCCCCCCCUCGCACACUUGAAAUUGCCUGAGAGGUGGGAGCCGCCAGGAGCAUUAAUUUGGGAUCUGAUUUGGAAGGAAACAACAACAAAGCCUCGUGGGCCCAAGUCAGGGAGUCGUUGCACAAAGCCGGCCCCGACGCCGCGACUUGAGGCCGCCCGCCGUGCCAGAGCAAGGGGCCGGAGCUCUGCCCAAGGCCAGGAGCCCGAGGGCGAGAGAAUUGCUCUGUUUCGCUGCCAGAGGGCAGGUGGAGCUGGGUGGGAGCCCAAACCUCGGCUCCGAAACAUCCCAGGGCCAAGCAGCUCCAGGCACGAGGGCAAAUCGGUCUCCGUAAGCGAGUGAUGUGCGCAGGCAAAGGGCUGGGAGACUGGAUACGGCGUCUUGAGAGCAUGUUUGGGAUUUCUUGCCUCCCCUCUCCUCCGCCUCUGCCCUCUCCCGUUCUCCAGUUUGUGCACGCCAGGCACACGAAGCCUCCCCCCCUCCUGCCCCGGGGAUGGUGCUGAGCUGCGCUCCUGCACCAUCGCAGCCAGUCCCGAAACCGGGGCGUUUCAGAGAAAAUCGCCCUGGACGGUGUCGCCUCCAGGGCUGCCAAACCCGGAGAGGCUGCAGGGGAAACAAAGCAGCCCCUGUGCUCCGCUAGGGCUUCUCACCCGUAUCCGCAGCUCUUUUUUCCCUCCCCGAAGCCGCACAAAGGCUGCAGGCGUUAGCAGGGUCCCUCUGCACCGAAACGCAGGAGCGUGCGGACCGGGCUGGCUUCUGCCAGGCAAGUCAGGGCUCUUCGUGGCUAAUGUGGAGCAGGGGAAGGGGGAAAGCGCAGCACAGGUUCUAGCCCUGUUGGUGCAUCGUUCCCAGAUUGCUUUAACUUGGGGGUGGGGAAGGAGGCUCCUUAGCAAAGCUCUGCAAGCCUAACAAAACACUUGCUACAUCACCAGGCAGCCACGUUAAACGCGGCUUUCCCCAAAAGAUGAGGUAGUGGCACCCGAAUCGCCCCAAGAUCGGAGCAUCCGCAACGGGGAGAGGGGCGGGAAAAGGGAUUGCUAUUCACAGCCCCUGCCAGAUAGAUCAGGUGCCGCUGUCAGGCCGGGUUGGCAUGCCGAGCCGCGUUGUUCGAGCGCCAGCAGCUCACCGCGCACGCACGUGGUGUUUUGAACCUGCCAAUUAAACAACUGCAAAGGUUGUUUUUUUUUUUCCCGUAGCUUACAUGGAAAUCGCUGUGCUUGAUGAGUAACGUGUACAUCGGGUUCGUUACCAGCCGGCAUCCCCUUUCCCUGUGCAAACAAACUCCGGCGGACGUGACCUCCAGCAGGAGGUGGCUCUGAGUAUUUCACGAGGUUGCUGCUGCUGGCACCCCCCCAGGGGCACUUCCACCUCCCCGCUCCUUUCACACGGGCUUAGAGAAGGUUUCCGUCCUUCUAGUAACUUGAGGAAAGAGCUUAGGACUUGGCGGGCUCAGCUCCCUGCCCCCUGCAGGCUUUUGGCGCAUUUAUGAAGUCCUGAGGCUCGGCAGCCGCAGCUCCGUCUCCUGCUGAGCCCCCAGGGAGAGCGGCAGCCCCCUGCGCCGAUCUCCAGAUGCACAGCUCGCGCCUUGCCCUGGGGAUGUGCAGCACGAGUUGGGGUCCAACGCAGCAAGCUCUGGAGAGGGCUGAGGGCAGGGGGGGUGUUCCAGCUGCUCAGGACACCGCGUUUGGCCACAGGGACGGGGCAGUGCCUUCGCUGUGUGACCAGCACGGCAGGGAGCAGGGCUAGCACCUAACCCAACUCGCUAAAUCUUAGGUCCAGGCAGAACUUCUGCCCCUCAGCUCCAUCUUCGGCUUCAGAAACCACUUGGUGCUUGCUGACAGCCGCUUCCCAUCGGAGGCUUCUGCACGUCCUUGUGCUUGACAGGCUCAGAAGAUGCCCGUGAUUUCAGCAGGAUUUAAUCUCUUCCUUCCCCGCCUCUUGCUGCAUCGCGCCAGCCCGGGGCCCAGCAAUGCAGAGCAGGUUACCAAACACUGACGCCGCUGUUGCCUCACGGAUCGUUUUUGCAUCAAAACUAUUUUGUGGCAAAGCUUCUAGAGGAGGUCCAGGGCCAGGGGGAGGCCGAAGCCACCCCCAGGAGCAGAUGCCAGCAGCCCAGCCCGUGCCAAAGUGACACCGAGCUGCCUUCUCCUUCCUCGCCUUCUUCGGACCACACAACACUGCCAUCGUACGACCCACGCAGUUUUACUCUAACAAGCAUAUAAAACCUUGAAAUCUUGACUAACAGGUUUGAGUACAGUAUUCCGAAUUUUAAUUUAAGCUCGUUCGAUCGGAACAGACCACAACCUUCACCAGCACCGACCCCGGGCGGGGGAGCCGACUGUGCACUCUCCACCUCAGCCUUCAGCAGGAUGAUUUAAAGCCAACAGGGUUGUUGGGCGAAAAGUGCAUUGAUUUGAAAGUUCUACUUCUCACCUGCACAGAAGAGUUCUUCUUGUAUAGUAGAUUUUCUAUAUAUUGUUUCUGUAUGUACUGUACAAGUAACUUAUUCUUGAAUAAUGCAAAUUUACCAUAAUAUAAAAAAAAAUCUGCUCCUAAUAAACUGUUUUUAGAA
This is a messenger RNA of Cygnus olor (mute swan), 10582 nucleotides long. RefSeq names its product SH2B adaptor protein 3 (gene SH2B3). The transcript is spliced from 8 exons. NCBI's taxonomy places the organism in Eukaryota, Metazoa, Chordata, Aves, Anseriformes, Anatidae. The record is from RefSeq and is a predicted model, not a curated record. Gene Ontology annotation, biological process: intracellular signal transduction. Gene Ontology annotation, cellular component: plasma membrane. Gene Ontology annotation, molecular function: transmembrane receptor protein tyrosine kinase adaptor activity. Bases 4781 to 6652 code for a protein of 623 amino acids.